Molecule: messenger RNA, 2148 nt
Organism: Dendronephthya gigantea
Lineage: Eukaryota; Metazoa; Cnidaria; Anthozoa; Malacalcyonacea; Nephtheidae
Product: lysine--tRNA ligase-like
Exons: 16
Coding region: 141-1979 (612 amino acids)
Biological process (GO): lysyl-tRNA aminoacylation
Cellular component (GO): cytoplasm; cytosol; mitochondrion
Molecular function (GO): tRNA binding; ATP binding; lysine-tRNA ligase activity
Source: RefSeq, a predicted model, not a curated record
CUUCCGGAAGAUAUCAAGAAUAUUUCCAAUGAUAACCGCCAUGUAACUUUCGCCAGCAACUAAAAUGCAGGGAAAAAAUAUCUCCAAAUGAUUCAAAUGUGUCACGUUUCCUGACCGAAAUUCGGCAUCGUUUACAGUGAAUGUACCGCUGUUUUUUGCGUUGCCUUUCUGCAAACGCUCGGGCGUUGUCGACAAACAACAGCACGAGAAGUUCAGCUGAAAUACACGUGGUCUUUAGUUCACGGUUAUUUGCAAGCAUGGCAGACGCCGGCGAAGGCGAAGAGAAAUUAAGCAAAAAUGAAAUAAAACGACGCUUGAAAGCCGAGAAAAAGGCGAAAGAAAAAGAGGCAAAAUCAGCUGAAAAGAGUGGUAAUGAAGUCAAGGCAAAGGAAAAGAAAACUGAUGAAUUAGAUGAAACUUUAGACCCCAAUAAAUACUUUGAAAUUCGAAGUCUUGCUAUUGCAAGCCAGAAGCAAAGCGAUACAUCACCAUAUCCACACAAAUUCCAUGUUUCUGUGUCUUUGCAAGAAUUUAUUGAGAGAUACAGUGGUUGUGAGGAGGGAACAUGGCUGGAGGAGGUUGUUUCAGUUGCAGGGAGAGUACAUGCCAAACGGUUGCAAGGAGCGAAAUUGAUAUUUUAUGAUCUCCGUGGUGAAGGAACAAAGUUGCAAGUUAUGGCAGAUGCUAGAGUAUCUGAACAAGAUUUUGCGGAAGUACAUGGAAAUCUUCGGAGGGGCGAUAUCAUAGGAGUUAAAGGAAAACCAGGCAAAACAAAAAAGGGAGAACUGAGUAUUAUGCCAUUGUCAGUGACGUUAUUAUCGCCUUGCUUGCAUAUGUUGCCUCACCUUCAUUAUGGCUUGAAGGAUAAGGAAACCCGAUUCCGACAGCGAUACCUCGACCUGAUUUUGAAUGACCAUGUUCGUGAAAAAUUUUUGACGCGAGCAAAGAUAAUCAACUAUGUUAGGAAAUUUUUAGAUAAUCUAGGAUUUUUAGAGAUUGAAACACCAAUGAUGAACAUGAUUGCUGGUGGAGCGACAGCCAAACCUUUCAUAACUCAUCACAAUGAUUUAAAUAUGGAUCUCUACAUGAGAGUUGCUCCUGAAUUGUAUCAUAAGAUGUGCGUUGUUGGUGGCUUAGAUAGGGUCUACGAGAUAGGCCGUCAGUUUAGAAAUGAAAGUAUUGACCUUACCCACAACCCAGAGUUCACAACAUGUGAAUUUUACAUGGCCUAUGCUGACUAUAAAGAUCUUAUGGAACUCACUGAAACAAUGGUGUCAGGCAUGGUUAAACAUGUGACUGGUGGUUACAAGAUCAAAUACCAUGCAAACCAGACUGACGCAGAGCUGGGGGCACCAAUGGAGGUUGAUUUCACACCACCAUUCAAAAGGGUUUCCAUGAUCUCAGAGCUGGAGAAGGUUUUGAAAGUCAAGAUACCAUCACCAACAACAUUUGGUACCGAAGAGGCUCGCAAGUUCUUUGAUGAUCUUUGUGUCAAACACGAAGUGGAUUGUCCAUCUCCAAGAACUGUUGCUCGGCUUUUAGAUAAGCUUGUUGGGGAAUUCUUGGAAAGUCAAUGUAUCAAUCCAACGUUCAUCAUUGAGCAUCCUGUCAUUAUGAGCCCUCUGUCCAAAUGGCACAGAUCCAUUCCUGGUUUAACUGAAAGAUUUGAACUGUUUGUCUGUACAAAGGAAAUUUGUAAUGCUUAUACAGAGUUGAACGAUCCAGUCGUUCAACGAGAGAGAUUCCAACAACAAGCUGCGGAUAAGGCUGCAGGCGACGAUGAAGCUCAGAUGGUGGAUGAAAAUUUCUGUACAGCUUUAGAGUAUGGUCUUCCCCCCACAGCCGGGUGGGGACUUGGGAUUGAUCGCCUUUGUAUGUUCCUAACAGACUCGAACAAUAUCAAGGAAGUACUGCUUUUCCCAGCGAUGAAACCCGACGAUAAGAAAUCAAAAGACGAAGAGGAAAUUGUGAGCAAUUGACGUACGACUCUUUAUUGAGAAAGUGUAUGAUGUAGAUAGAAUUUUAAUGUUUGACAUAUAAUUAUUGACCUAUUUUGAGAGAUAAUCGAUGACGACCUUAUUUUCAAUUUAAUUGGAGACUAUAUCAACACCAAAUAUAAUCAAUAAGAUCAUCAAGGAUCUUUUUCAA